AUGGAAAAUUCAAGUUCAACCCAAGACUUCCAAGGAGAGCCAGAAACUUCAGUUGAUGAUUUUGUUCCAUACUUUGAUUCAGUGUUUGAAAGGUUUAUAGGAGAUUUUGGAUGGACUCAAUUAGUUCAGUCAACCGUUGUGUUGUUGUCUCGGUUCUUUGAUGCCCAACAAACCUUCAUUAGUGUCUACACUGAUGCUGAACCAACAUGGCAUUGUACUAAUCACACUGCUACAUGCAAUUCAAGCUCCUGCGAGGUCUCCAACACAAUAAUUUCAGAUUGGGGUCUCCAAUGUGCAAGCUCCUUUGUCAGGGGCUUACCUGCAUCAUCGUUCUUCAUGGGUUGUCUCCUUGGAGGUUUUGUUCUAGCUACAAUAGCCGAUUCUUCUCUUGGCCGCAAGAACCUGCUUCUACUUUCUUGUCUCACAAUGUCUAUGGCUGCACUUGUGACAAUUUUCUCUCCUAAUGUAUGGAUCUAUUCUUUCUUGAGAUUUGUAAGUGGGUUUGGCCGUGCAUCAAUUGGAGCAAGUGCUCUUGUGUUAUCCACUGAAAAGGUAGGAAGCCAAUGGCGUGGCCAAAUGGGAACUAUUGCUGGCGUUUCUUUUGCAUUGGGGCUAUUGUCCUUGCCAGGUAUAGCUUAUGUAAACAGAAAUUUCUCAUGGAGAAGUAUCUAUGUAUGGACCUCAAUUCCAGCAAUUUUUUAUUGCUUAUUAGUUCAUCUUCUUGUUCUUGAAUCGCCCAGAUGGCUUUUCUUGCAUGAACGCAGAGAAGAAGCUAUGGCCACAUUAAAAACACUGGUAUCAAGAAAACAUGAUAGCUUGGACUUAAGCUUCCCUUGCAUUCAUAUCAAUAAAGAAACGGCAAAGCCUACUCUUUACUCAUCAAUUACUACCUUAUUUGAGAGAAAAUGGGCACUUCGAAGGUUGCUGAUAGUGAUGCUUACUGGUUUUGGCAUUGGAAUGGUGUAUUACAGCAUGCCAUUGGCAGUAGGGAACUUGGGUUUUAACAUCUACUUGAGUAUUGUCUUCAAUGCAUUAUCUGAAAUACCAUCAUAUAUUAUCUUUUCCUUUAUAAUAAGCAAAUGGAAGAGGAAAGGAUCGCUACUUGCAUUUACUACACUAAGUGGAAUCUGCAGUAUAAUGUGUAUCAUGAAUUGGAAGGAAAUAAAUCUUGGAUUAGAACUGGUGUCUUACUGUAGUGCCUGUGUUGCUUUUAUCAUGCUAAUGAUUUACACAUUGGAGCUCUUUCCUACUUGUGUGAGGAACACUGCGUUAUCAAUGGUAAGGCAAGCACUUGUCUGUGGAGCUGUGUUCAGUCCAAUUCUGAUUUCUGCUGGGAGAACAAAUAAGAUGUUUUCAUAUGGAAUAUUUGGCAUGGUGAUCUUGAGCUGUAGUGUGUUUGUUGUAUUUUUGCCCGAGACAAGGAAUGUGACCCUUUGUGACACCAUUGAUGAGCAAGAGAACAAAGAACGUCAUGUGCCUAAUUAA
Messenger RNA from Hevea brasiliensis (rubber tree), 1485 nucleotides. RefSeq names its product organic cation/carnitine transporter 2-like. Lineage: Eukaryota; Viridiplantae; Streptophyta; Magnoliopsida; Malpighiales; Euphorbiaceae. The transcript has a single exon. Gene Ontology annotation, biological process: transmembrane transport. Gene Ontology annotation, molecular function: transmembrane transporter activity. The record is from RefSeq and is a predicted model, not a curated record. The coding region runs from base 1 to 1485 and encodes 494 amino acids. Gene Ontology annotation, cellular component: membrane.